AGGCAGUACACACACUUCAGGAGGAGGGGGGGAAAAAAAAAAGCUCUUGUGCCUCUUAGAACCUCCAUAACCGCCAGAUUGAAAACAGACUGUCCAAGACUGCCUAAAUCCUACUUCUGGAUGACUCUCCACUCAGAAUUCUCCGGAAAAUUGGGUUAAUUUCAGCUCAGAAAAGCAGGAACGAUACCCUUGGUACUGGACUGGAAGAAAACUACGAAGUGAGAGAGCCAUGAAGAUUCAGAAAAAGCUGACCGGCUGCAGCAGGCUGAUGCUUCUGUGUCUUUCUCUGGAGCUGCUGUUGGAAGCUGGGGCUGGGAAUAUUCACUACUCAGUGCCGGAAGAGACAGACAAAGGUUCCUUCGUGGGCAACAUUGCCAAGGACCUAGGGCUACAACCCCAGGAGCUGGCAGAUCGCGGAGUCCGCAUCGUCUCCAGAGGUAGGAUGCCGCUUUUCGCUCUGAAUCCUAGAAGUGGCAGCUUGAUCACCGCGGGCAGGAUAGACCGGGAAGAGCUCUGCGCUCAGCGCAUGCCAUGUCUCGUGAGUUUUAAUAUCCUUGUUGAGGAUAAAAUGAAGCUUUUCCCUGUUGAAGUAGAAAUAAUUGAUAUUAAUGACAACACUCCCCAAUUUCAGUUAGAGGAACUGGAGUUUAAAAUGAAUGAAAUAACCACUCCAGGUACCAGAAUCUCAUUGCCAUUUGGACAAGACCUUGAUGUGGGUGUGAACUCACUCCAGAGCUACCAACUCAGUUCUAACCCUCAUUUCUCCCUGGAUGUGCAACAGGGAGCCGAUGGGCCCCAACAUCCAGAGAUGGUGCUGCGGAGUCCCCUAGACAGAGAAGAAGAAGCUGUCCACCACCUCAUCCUCACAGCUUCUGAUGGGGGUGACCCAGUCCGUUCAGGGACCCUCAGAAUUUACAUUCAGGUGGUGGAUGCAAAUGACAAUCCUCCAGCAUUUACUCAGGCACAAUACCAUAUGAAUGUCCCUGAAAACGUGCCACUGGGCACUCGACUGCUCAUGGUAAAUGCCACCGACCCUGAUGAGGGAUCUAAUGGGAAAGUAACAUACUCCUUUCACAAUGUAGACCACAGAGUGGCCCAAAUAUUUCAUUUAGAUUCUUACACAGGAGAAAUAUCAAAUAAAGAACCACUAGAUUUCGAAGAAUACAAAAUUUAUUCAAUGGAAGUUCAAGCCCAGGAUGGUGCGGGGCUCAUGACUAGAGCUAAGGUACUGAUCAAAGUUUUAGAUGUAAAUGACAAUGCCCCAGAAGUGACCAUCACCUCUGUCACCACUGCAGUUCCAGAAAACUUUCCUCCUGGGACCAUAAUUGCUCUUAUCAGUGUGCAUGACCAGGACUCAGGAGACAAUGGCUACACCACAUGUUUCAUUCCUGGAAAUUUACCCUUUAAAUUGGAAAAGUUAGUUGAUAAUUAUUACCGUUUAGUGACUGAAAGAACACUGGACAGAGAACUUAUCUCUGGGUACAACAUCACAGUAACAGCAACAGACCAAGGAACUCCAGCUCUAUCUACUGAAACUCACAUUUCACUGCUAGUGACAGAUAUCAAUGACAACUCCCCAGUCUUCCAUCAGGACUCCUACUCUGCCUACAUUCCCGAAAAUAACCCCAGAGGAGCCUCCAUCUUCUCUGUGAGGGCCCACGACUCGGACAGCAAUGAGAAUGCACAAAUCGCUUACUCCCUAAUAGAGGACACCAUCCAGGGAGCACCCCUAUCUGCCUACGUCUCCAUCAACUCCGACACUGGGGUCCUGUAUGCGUUGCGAUCCUUCGACUACGAGCAGUUCCGGGACUUGCAACUGAAAGUGAUGGCGCAGGACAGUGGGGACCCGCCCCUCAGCAGCAACGUGUCGCUGAACCUGUUCGUGCUGGACCAGAACGACAAUGCGCCUGAGAUCCUGUACCCCGCCCUCCCCACAGAUGGUUCCACAGGAGUGGAGCUAGCGCCCCGCUCCGCAGAGCCCGGCUACCUGGUGACCAAGGUGGUGGCAGUGGACAGAGACUCGGGCCAGAACGCUUGGCUAUCCUACCGCCUGCUCAAGGCCAGCGAACCGGGACUCUUCGCGGUGGGGCUGCACACGGGCGAGGUGCGCACGGCGCGAGCCCUGCUGGACAGAGACGCGCUCAAGCAGAGCCUCGUGGUGGCCGUCCAGGACCACGGCCAGCCCCCUCUCUCCGCCACUGUCACGCUUACCGUGGCCGUGGCAGACAGGAUCCCCGACAUCCUGGCCGACCUGGGCAGCCUCGAGCCCUCCGCCAAACCCAACGAUUCGGACCUCACUCUGUACCUGGUGGUGGCGGUGGCCGCGGUCUCCUGCGUCUUCCUGGCCUUUGUCAUCGUGCUGCUGGCGCUCAGGCUUCGGCGCUGGCACAAGUCACGUCUGCUGCAGGCUUCGGGAGGCGGCUUAGUGCCCGGCUCGCACUUUGUGGGCGUGGACGGGGUUCGGGCUUUCCUGCAGACCUAUUCCCACGAGGUCUCCCUCACUGCGGACUCGCGGAAGAGCCACCUGAUUUUCCCCCAGCCCAACUAUGCGGACACGCUCAUCAGCCAGGAGAGCUGUGAGAAAAAGGAUUUUCUAUCAGCACCCCAGUCUUUACUUGAAGACAAAAAGGAACCGUUUUCUCAGGUAAACUUUUGUAAUGAAUGUAUAAGCUAUCUAGAGAAAAAUAAUUCUUGAUUUAACUUACUUGCAUUCACUCUUUACUACAGAUAGUUCUUCUAACCCAUGUAUCUUUAUGGCUUUUUAUUACAAGUCCUGGAAAAUC
Mandrillus leucophaeus (drill) is the source of this 2783-nucleotide messenger RNA. Its product is annotated as protocadherin gamma-A1. Gene Ontology annotation, cellular component: plasma membrane. Gene Ontology annotation, molecular function: calcium ion binding. Gene Ontology annotation, biological process: homophilic cell-cell adhesion. Lineage: Eukaryota; Metazoa; Chordata; Mammalia; Primates; Cercopithecidae. Bases 230 to 2695 code for a protein of 821 amino acids. The record is from RefSeq and is a predicted model, not a curated record. The transcript has a single exon.